CAGCGCAGUACGCUCAGGGUGACAACUGCAGCAGCCCAGCACAGCUUGCUCACAUGGAAGUGAGAACAUGCACCUCUAAUGACUUCAACACGCCGUAUUUUGUCUAGUCUGACUGGGGAAAAGUCAGCAAGAUCACUUUCUUUCCUCCGUUGAGGUACACCGUGCGUCAGAGGAUCCUUUUCUUUUUCUCUUUUUUUCACCCAGCUUGUUUGUCUUUUUUUUACCCUCACGCCUUUCACAGUCAACUGCUCAGUUUGUGACUUUUUUCUUCCCAACCAAAGCACCGCUGAUUCCCAGGUCUACCUGCAGGUCUAGCACCCAUGAAUUCAGAUAAAAAUGUGUACCUCGGCAAAGACAAAGGCAUCAUGCGGAAGAGAGCCCUGCUCCUUCGAAAGGGUUGCAGCUUCGAGAUAACCAGCUCUGCCUCAGAGGACUUGGGCUGCAGGCGUGGAGACUUCAGCAGGAAGCACUAUGGUUCAGUCGAGCUGCUGAUUUCCAGUGAUGCAGAUGGGGCCAUUCAGAGGGCAGGACGCUUCAGGGUGGAGAAUGGUUCAUCAGAUGAGACUUUGGACUACACUCCGGGAACCUGGAGGAGAACGGAUGUCCAUCUGGAAAAUCCAGAGUACCACACCAGAUGGUUCUUUAAAUACUUCUUGGGAAAAGUCCACCAGAACUAUGUAGGUACAGAUGCAGAGAAGAACCCUUUCUACUUGUCAGUUGUCCUCUCAGACCAGAACAACCAGCGGGUUCCCCAGUACAGAGCCAUCCUCUGGAGGAAGACGGGUACUCUGAAGAUCAGCCUCCCUUACAGCCCAACCAAAACACUAUCAGUGAAGUCCAUUCUCAGUGCAAUGAACAUGGACAGGUUUGAGAAAGGCCCCAGGGAGAUCCUCAACCCUGAGAUUCAGAAGGAUCUGCUGGUGUUGGAAGAACAGGAGGGUUCUGUCAACUUUAAAUUUGGUGUACUAUAUGCCAAAGAUGGACAACUCACAGAUGACGAGAUGUUUAGCAAUGAGAUGGGGAGUGAGAGCUUUGAUAAGUUUCUCAAUCUACUGGGUGAUACUGUUACACUGCAGGGAUGGGCCGGUUACCGGGGGGGUCUAGACACCAAGAAUGACACUACAGGAAUUAAGUCCAUCUAUACAGUCUAUCAAGGCCAUGAGCUCAUGUUCCAUGUGUCCACAAUGUUACCCUACUCCAAAGAGAACAAACAGCAGGUUGAGAGAAAAAGGCACAUUGGAAAUGACAUUGUUACCAUAGUAUUCCAGGAAGGGGAUGAUGCAUCAUCGUCCUUCAAACCAUCUAUGAUCCGAUCACACUUCACCCAUAUUUUUGCAUUAGUUAGGUAUAAUAGCCAGAAUGACAGUUACAGGUUGAAGAUUUUCUCAGAGGAGAGCGUUCCACUGUUUGGACCCCCUCUACCAUCUCCGCCUGUAUUUACUGAUCACCAAGAAUUCAGGGACUUUUUAUUAGUCAAAUUAAUCAAUGGAGAGAAAGCCACACUGGAGACGCCAACGUUUGCCCAGAAGCGUCAGCGAACUCUUGACAUGUUGAUCCGCUCGCUCUACCAAGAUCUUAUGCCUGACUUACACAAGGUUCCUUUUUCUCCCCAGAAUAUGUUAAACCGACGGUCAUUCAGCGAUGUGCUGCCUGAGUCUCCAAAGUCAGCACGAAAAAAAGAGGAGGCCCGGCAAGCUGAAUUUGUCAGAAUAGGGCAGGCUCUGAAGCUGAAGACCAUCGUAAGAGGAGAUGCGCCAACCAGCCUUGUUACCACUGGCCUGUGCAGAAAAGAGCCAUGGGAGUCCCAGUCAUUCUGCAGCACAUUCCCUUAUGAGAUUGUGUGCGCUGAUUCCUGGGGUCAGUCUCUGCUUGUUGCCACUGAUACAGCAGGGGUCGUGCUGCUGGACGGGCCUGAUCCAGCAUUGUCCAGCACUGAGAUACAGACUCUUCCCCCGGUGCAGGUGUUUGACAAAACAAUGGCAGUAAAGCAGAUGCAUGUUCUUGAGCCUCAGGACCUACUGAUCACUCGAGCUGACAAAGGGAAGGACGCUCGGCUCCAUGUGUUCAGACUCAGUGCGAUCAAGAGAGGUCUGGAGGAAAGGCAGCUCAUCAGAAGCAAAUGUGACUGCCGGGAGAAUAAACUAGAGAAAACAAAAGGUUGUCAUUUAUACUCAAUCAACACCCACCAUGGCUCAGAGCUGAGAAUAGUAGCAGCCAUCAGGACCAAACUCCUCCUCAUUACCAGAAAACAUCCACGUUUCAGCGCUGUCACCACAGGAGCAGACUCUCCAGUGGAAGAGUUUCAGUACAUACGGGAAAUCUGUCUAUGUGACCCGCCCGUGGUGAUGGCGCUGGUGGAUGGUCCAACAGGGGAAAAUGACAACAUGAUUUGUGUGGCAUACAAACAUCAGUUUGACCUGAUCAAUGAGAGCACCGGGGACGCAUAUCGGCUACAUCACGUCGACGCCAACAGGGUAAACUUUGUAGCAGCCAUUGAUGUGUAUGAAGAUGGGGAGGCAGGUCUGCUUUUGUGUUACAACUAUAUUUGUUACUAUAAGAAAGUUUGUCCAUUCAACGGCUCCACACCAAUGAUCCAGUCCAAUACCCCUGAUUUCCACUUCAGCUGGAACCAGAUGCCCAAUGCAAUUGUUUGUGCUUUCCCUUACAUCCUGGCCUUCACGACAGACUCCAUUGAGAUCCGACUGGUUGUCAAUGGAAACCUUGUGUACACAGCAGUGGUCCCAGAGCUACAGCUGGCUGCUUCACGGUCGGAUAUCUAUUUUGUCUCGUCGGCGCCAGUGAGCUCAGCCUCCAACUGCAGUUCAAGAGACACCAGUUCUCAGAGUUCCCCACAGACACCCACCGGUUAUGAGAUGCCCGUGUUUCCUUCGCCACUCGGUGAUGAUUCUAUACGGAUCCCCUAUGGUACCAAGCUUUCCCUGUACAUGUCUAAGGAUGCUGAAGGUGAAGCAACAUGUAAGCACAUCUUUAAGAUCCCUCUGUGUAACUUGGUGGGCCGCAGCAUUGAAAGACCCCUGAAGUCUCCUCUAGUCAACAAAGUGCUGACUGCACCCGCCCCUGCAAUGGUGCCCCCAACCCCGCUCAUCUCUGCAACACAUUCACUGUCCUUGUCUCGCAUGGAGAUCAAAGAGAUUGCCAGCCGCACAAGGAAAGAGCUGCUCGGUUUGACAGAGGAGCCAAGUGGAAAAUCAGACAGUGGAUCAGUCAAACAGAGAAAAAUGAGCAAGAAAAGUACUGAUGAGGAGCCUAAAGUACGAGCGCUGACAUCAACAAACAGUGACAGGUUAGCGUCAGAGUCCGCUGAAGAAGACUUGGAUGUCCAGUUGCACUGUUCGUCCAGUCUGGAGGCAGAGCCGGAGAAAGGGGUGCUGCAGGUUGAGACUUCACCUCUUGCCACUGCUUUUACCCUGUCCACAUCAUUCGAAGAAGAUAUCCUGGACCUAAAGUGAAGACAAUCCCAUUGUGCACUUCUCCGCUCACCCACUCUUGUACAGUCACCAUUAUUUUUUUGUUUUAAGUAUUUUACCCCCCUUUUUUUUUCUUUUCCUUUUUUUUCCAACAAUUGGUGGGGUGUGAGUGGAAGACAUGUCCGAGUGUGUGUUUGUUUUUUGUGAGCAGUCCCUCAGCCAGUAUGUGUUGGGUGUUUGUGUUGACCUGGGGCAAAUAACCCAAAGAGGCGGUGAGGUUGUGUGAUAUGCUGCAGUCUGCAGCAGUUUUGAGAUAACAAUUUAACCACAAACCGCAAACUGAAUGUAAAUCUGCGCUCCAAC
Messenger RNA from Melanotaenia boesemani (Boeseman's rainbowfish), 3791 nucleotides. RefSeq names its product GTPase activating Rap/RanGAP domain like 3 (gene garnl3). Gene Ontology annotation, molecular function: GTPase activator activity. The record is from RefSeq and is a predicted model, not a curated record. Bases 321 to 3470 code for a protein of 1049 amino acids. The transcript has 31 exons. NCBI's taxonomy places the organism in Eukaryota, Metazoa, Chordata, Actinopteri, Atheriniformes, Melanotaeniidae. Gene Ontology annotation, cellular component: cytoplasm. Gene Ontology annotation, biological process: activation of GTPase activity; regulation of small GTPase mediated signal transduction.